AUGCCACGCAGAAAGGACCCGUCCAAGCAGGUUGCUCGACGGAGCCAUCGCGGCUGCCACCGCUGCCGCCUGCACAAGAUCCGGUGCGACGAGGCCAAACCUCACUGUGGGCCGUGUACCUCCCGUGGCUAUCCCGACUGUGUCUAUGCCCAGAUUCUGAAGUGGGAGACUGACUACGUUGGCCGGGCCUUUGGCAGGGCCGGCGUUUGGUCGAAAUCCAGAGCCUCCGGCGCUAAUAAUAACAACAAAAAUGCCACCUCAAUGCCAACGACGACCCUGAACAACUACUGGAGUGUGCCUACUCACGUCUAUUCGUUCGGCUUUCUGAACACAUUCAUCAGCGACUUUGCAAAGGGGGAGUCUUCCUCCUCGUCGAACGAUGACGUCUCCUGCGAUGACCAGAAAUCGGCGGCUCUCACCCUGAGGAGGGAUCUGAACUCUAUGAAUCGGCCAGUGACGUACAUUCAACUCAGCAACCAGGCAGAAUCGCAACUACUUUCUUACUACCUAAACCGGAUCUGCCCAAUGACGAUACCCAGCGCAACAGGCCAAUCGCCAUUUUCGGCUCUCAUCUUCCCGUUCGCCGUCUCAUCUGCCUCGCCCACUCUCAUGAACGCCUUGCUGGGUCUCGCAGCUUCCCAUAGAGCGAGAACAGACAACAGAUACCAGCCCGUGGCUUUGAGCUACUCGGCAAAGGUGAUCCGGUCUCUCCGCCUGACUCUCGAGAACAAGUCCUCCGUAGACAUAGCGGCCAACUCGGAGAUCCUCGUCCUCAUGAUGCUCCUCUGCCAAUUGGAGAUCAUUGCCGAGUGUGACAAGCGCUGGGUCACGCAUCUGCGGGGGGCCCGGGAUCUCAUCAGGUUCAGACGACAAACCGUGGAUUCGGAUGUCGCCAAAACGGAGGUCAGGCAACAGAACCCCUGGGAGCGAAUCAUCAGGUUCACAGAGCGAUAUUUUGCCUUUUACGACGUUAUGGGACGAACGGCCUGCGGCGAGGAGCCCAUCUUCGGCAACGACUUUUGGUCCGCGCAGGAAGACCAGCUCGACCUCUGGAUGGGCUGCUCACCGCACCUCGUCAGCAUCAUUAGCGAAAUUACGGAGCUCAGCUUCCAGUACAAUCGGCUGUCGGCCUCCAUGGCGGAGGGCUGCUGGCAGGAUCUGGAGCGGCAACGCAUGAGGCUGGUUUCGCGCCUCCGGCAACCGCAGCUUAAGAGCGAGAGUGACGACGAAAAUAUCCGUCACACGGUGGAACUGAAGCGGUUGACCGUGGAAUUGUAUCUUCAUUCGGCGCUCAACGACUCGACUCCGACCACACCGGUCGUUCGGCAGAGCGUGAGGGGGAUCCUGCGCCUUGUCGCGAAGCUCCUCGCCGCGGGCGUCAAGGCUGGCUUGACGUGGCCGCUCUUCAUGGCCGCUUGCCAGCUCGAACCGACAGAGGAGCUCGAGUGGGCCACGGAUGAGCUAGACGAUAACAAGACCCCCCGGUACGCGCGGCCAUUGAUUUUGUACGCCCUGGACAAGCUGUCAGACUCCCUUGCAAACGUCGCCAGGACCCGCUCCGUUAUUGAGAAAGUCUGGAAGCAGCGCGAGGCCGCAUCGUUUCUUUCUUCGGAGUGUCAGCUGUCAUCCAGCACCAAUGCCUUUAAUGACUGGGCUCGCUUCGUUGCGCCGCUGUGUCACAACAUUAGUCUUGCUUGA
Messenger RNA from Colletotrichum graminicola M1.001, 1698 nucleotides. RefSeq lists its product as uncharacterized. The coding region runs from base 1 to 1698 and encodes 565 amino acids. Gene Ontology annotation, cellular component: nucleus. NCBI's taxonomy places the organism in Eukaryota, Fungi, Ascomycota, Sordariomycetes, Glomerellales, Glomerellaceae. Gene Ontology annotation, molecular function: DNA-binding transcription factor activity, RNA polymerase II-specific; transcription cis-regulatory region binding; zinc ion binding. The transcript has a single exon. The record is from RefSeq and is a predicted model, not a curated record. Gene Ontology annotation, biological process: positive regulation of transcription by RNA polymerase II.